GUAAAUCCCGGCGACUCAGCAUGCUGGUCUCCACGCUACUCCAGUAGCCUACGCGGCGCGAUACUGUAUUGUAGCGAACAAUGGGCGAGCAGGCGUUUAAUAUCAAAUUUGUAAACGAAGUUGAGAAACACCCAGAACUCUAUAACUACAAGUUGAAAGGGUAUUCAAAAAAGGAUGUGACUGACAAAGCAUGGAAUGAUGUCGCAAAAGAAGUGCAACUCACAGUUAACGAAUGCAAAGAAAAAUGGAAAAAUCUCCGUUCAGUUUUUGUCCGUCACAUAAAGCCACCUCCAAGUGGUUCAAGUUCCAAAAAUAAGAAACCAUAUUAUCUAUCGGAGGCAAUGAAAUUUACCCUACCAUUCAUAAAAACGCUUGGUACACCAUCGGGGAAUUUGCCAGAAGUCAUCAAUGAACAAAACCUGGAACACAGUUCAUCUGACCCAACACAAAAUACGGAAGACGUUGCGGCUGAAGAGGAGGAAUAUAUCUCAGAUAACGCAAUACUAACUACAACACCACAACUUUCCCUUCCUUCACCUAUGCUGCCAAAUACUGACUUCUCGCAAGAACAUGCUCAUCAUUCCCAACAAAUGACUCAUGAUCCCUUUUCCAACCCAAAAGAUAAUUUAUCAAAGCGUAAAAAGCAAACAGUGACGGAAGUGGACAAGUCCUUUAUGGAAUACAUGAAUGCAAAGAAAAGGAAACUUGAAUCGAAUUCAAACGAUGAUAGGCAAGUAAAAAAGUCGUUUCUUCUAAGCCUUUUACCAGAAAUCGAACCUUUGACAGAUGCACAAAUGAAAUCAUUCCGACGUAGGGUUCUGCAGCUUAUUGAUGACAUCACGAAUCCAAAAGACAUGCACCAACACGUACCAGCUUACCAACAGACCCCAACUUACUCCUACAGUGUUUCCACGCAUUCAUCGUUGGCUACAGAUAAUGCUUCAAUUUGUUCGUCGCCUGGAAAUCAAACUAUUCCACAGAAAGUACAAGAUACUGAAACGCAACAGUAUUUUGAAGUCAUCCAAGAGACUUUACAAUAUGAGCAGGAACAUAAUGUGAUGUGAUGUUUUGUUGGGUGUGUAAACAUAUAACUUUGGUGUACGUGUUUUUAUCUCUAUUAUGUUGUUUAUUUUUGUGUUUACAGUCAUGAUUUGAAUGUUUGUGUAAUGGGUAUUCUUUAAAUAGUUUAUAUAUAUACAUUUUUUCUUUUGCAGUACAUUAUUUGAAUGUGUAUUUCUUAGGUAUAUUUGAAUUAAACAUUGGAAUGAAUUUAUGCAUAAGAUAUGUUUAUACUUUCACCUUUCAGUUGACUGGAAUACUUGGGUAUAAAUAACUUUAGAUUAUUUAACCUGUUAACGUUAAAGUGCACAUUCUUAAGAUCCAUACAACAGCCAUUUUCCACAGAUAAAAUAAGUAAUUGCGGCCUCAAGUUAAAAUGCAUACAUUGUUUUUAUUCGCCAAGCAUCAGUAUAUACGUUAAAAUACUUGGAAAGAAAUAGAUUUGUGUUGAAGGGAAACAUUUAGAAGUGCCUUAACAAAAAUUCGUAAUAAUUUGUAUUUCUUAACUUACUUACCUCAAAGUUAUCAGCAAUCGUUCACCGGGGCUCACGCAUUCCCUCAUAGUGGUAUCCCUAUAAUACAUCGCAGGUGUAACAAUUUCCGUUAACAUUUGGUAAGUCUCCUUCGUCAUUCUGUAGAAAGCGAUGAAUUUUGAGUCUGUCUCUUGCAAUUCUUUGGCCGCGACAAAUAAUCUACAAUUAAUGUUCCUUUCUAUAUAUGGAUGAACCCACAAUCUUUUCCUACUUCGUUUUCUAUAAUGUUGAUAAUAUUGGAUAACAAUAUCACUAUCGUCACUGCUGUUAUCACUGGACAUUACAUACAAUAUAUAGGCACUUCACGGUUCCACAAGAUACUCGGGCUGUACUCACGAUGCAUUUUUUCCUCCCAGUCUCUGAUAUUUUAGUAGCGUCGUGUGAAGAUAACGGGCGACUAGAGUCACCCAGUCACACAGUUGCCUAGUCUCCAGGCUACCAGCGAUCGUUUUGUAGGCAACUUCAGUAUCCCCGUGU
Molecule: messenger RNA, 2069 nt
Organism: Bacillus rossius redtenbacheri
Lineage: Eukaryota; Metazoa; Arthropoda; Insecta; Phasmatodea; Bacillidae
Exons: 2
Coding region: 81-1064 (327 amino acids)
Biological process (GO): regulation of transcription by RNA polymerase II
Cellular component (GO): nucleus; transcription regulator complex
Molecular function (GO): DNA binding
Source: RefSeq, a predicted model, not a curated record